This is a messenger RNA of Protobothrops mucrosquamatus (brown spotted pit viper), 1125 nucleotides long. It is a transcript of the gene NKX6-1, whose product is annotated as NK6 homeobox 1. The transcript is spliced from 3 exons. Gene Ontology annotation, molecular function: RNA polymerase II cis-regulatory region sequence-specific DNA binding; DNA-binding transcription factor activity, RNA polymerase II-specific. Gene Ontology annotation, biological process: cell differentiation; regulation of transcription by RNA polymerase II. The coding region runs from base 1 to 1125 and encodes 374 amino acids. Gene Ontology annotation, cellular component: nucleus. The record is from RefSeq and is a predicted model, not a curated record. NCBI's taxonomy places the organism in Eukaryota, Metazoa, Chordata, Lepidosauria, Squamata, Viperidae.
AUGCUGGCGGUGGGGCCGAUGGAUGGCACCUCCCGGCCGAGCGCCUUCCUGCUCAGCAGCCCGCCGCUGGCCGCCCUGCACAGCAUGGCCGAGAUGAAGACGCCGCUCUACUCGGCCGCCGCCGCCGCUGCCUACCAGCUGCCACCGGCCGCCGCUGCCUCCGCCGCCAGCGGACCUUCCUCCCUCUCCUCCUCCUCCUCUUCCUCGGCUCCGUCCUCGUCGUCGUCUUCCUCCUCCUCGGCGUCCGCCUCGCCGUCCCCUCCGCUGGGCUCGCCCACGCCCGCCGGCCUGAAGCUCCACGUGGCGGGGGCUCUGUCGGCGCUGGGCUCGCCCCCGCAGCACCACUCGGCCGCCACCCCGCACGGCAUCAACGACAUCUUGAGCCGGCCGUCCAUGCCGCUCCUCGCCGUCGCCUCCGCUUCCUCGUCUGCCUCCUCGUCGUCCGCCUCGCCGGCCGCCGGGCUCCUGGCGGGCCUGCCCCGCUUCAGCAGCCUCAGCCCGCCGCCGCCUCCUCCGCCGCCUCCGCCGCCGCCCCCGGGCCUCUACUUCAGCCCCAGCGCCGCCGCCGCCGCCGUGGCCGCCGUGGGGAGGUACCCCAAGCCUUUGGCCGAGCUGCCCGGCCGGACGCCCAUCUUUUGGCCGGGGGUCAUGCAGAGCCCUCCGUGGAGGGACGCCCGCCUCGCCUGCUCGCCCCACCAAGGCUCCAUUCUGCUGGAUAAAGACGGCAAACGGAAGCACACGAGGCCCACCUUCUCCGGCCAGCAGAUCUUCGCUUUGGAAAAGACUUUUGAGCAAACCAAGUACUUAGCUGGGCCGGAGAGAGCGAGGCUCGCCUAUUCGCUGGGAAUGACGGAGAGCCAAGUCAAGGUCUGGUUCCAGAACCGGCGGACCAAGUGGCGGAAGAAGCACGCGGCCGAGAUGGCGACCGCCAAGAAGAAGCAGGACUCGGAGACGGAGCGGCUGAAAGGCGCCUCGGAGAACGAGGACGAGGACGACGACUACAACCGGCCCCUGGACCCCAACUCGGACGACGAGAAGAUCACGCAGCUGCUCAAGAAGCACAAGACGGGCGGGCCCAGCGCCGGCCUGCUGCUCCACGCCUCAGAGAACGAGGCCUCCUCCUAG